AUGUUUUGCCCCUUAUCCCGCUACGGCCACGGCUCCCCGGACGCCCUCCCCGACGAGACACACCGGCCAUAUGGCACGCAGAGCUCCAUCUACCUUUUGCUAGCCGUUGGAGAGAAACAUCAAAGCAGUUCAUGCCAUCUCCGUGUAGCCGACUGGGCAGUUCAAAGCUUCCUUCCUCUGAAUGUAGGCUUUCUCUCCGCCGCCGCCCGCGGAUCUCCCCCAACGAGAAUGCCAGCGGCCCAGCGCGUAUUAUGCGAUAGCCGUCCUCUCGUCAGCGUGCCGGUACUUCGUCUCAACUCCAGCAUUGGCGCCAAGCCGUCCAAGGCGCCAAGCGAGGAGGUCAAAAGCAUGUCGACCACGCACCGAGACAAGUAG
Colletotrichum truncatum is the source of this 375-nucleotide messenger RNA. Lineage: Eukaryota; Fungi; Ascomycota; Sordariomycetes; Glomerellales; Glomerellaceae. The record is from RefSeq and is a predicted model, not a curated record.